Molecule: messenger RNA, 954 nt
Organism: Alternaria alternata
Lineage: Eukaryota; Fungi; Ascomycota; Dothideomycetes; Pleosporales; Pleosporaceae
Exons: 5
Coding region: 1-954 (317 amino acids)
Source: RefSeq, a predicted model, not a curated record
AUGACUGCGAGAGACUCCUUGGGACGUUCCGCUGCUGAUGAAGUCUCCAAAACUAUUUGCCGUAACAAGCACUUUUCUUGCUCCGACUGCCGCCAAAUCCAUCCGGACACACAUACAACGCAACAAUCCCAACCAGAGUGGAGUGAGAGCUACGCAACGUAUCUUUACAAGCGAUGGGACCAGGAGUAUCAGCUUUAUUACUGGGUCCACUACGUAGAAGGGGAGGGUUGGAGUUUCUUCGAUUGGGUUCCAAGAGAGUAUGAUCGUACAAAUCUGACCCCUAGUGCUACAGCUCAACCAGGCUCAGCUUUUGGGAGACAUAGAGGCUAUGAUAUACGUGGCAAUAACGAUCGCGUCCAUCCAAUGUCGAAUAGCCGCUUUGAGCAAUUGGAUCCAUCUUUCUAUGUGAGGGACCAAAGCUUCUUCCAGCCUGGAAAAGUAUGUCUUCACGACCUUGCUGUUGAUGAAGGGUCAUCUGUAAUAACACAGUACGAUGAAUCUGUUUCUCUAAUCAGGUACGGAGAGUACGUGUGUAGCCAGAUCCGACGCUUUAUCGUUGUCUGGAGGAAGAAAGGGUUCGCCUACUGCGUCCCUAUCUCUACCUAUAAUGGCCAAGGAACCAGGAUGCAUGGUGUUGUGCCCAGUGAGCAUGCUAUAGCGUUCUCGUACGGAUCCCAACCCAUGCUCAUAUCCGGCGAAGCAGAACUUGAGAAAGAGCCUGUCUGCAUAAUCAUGAGCCCGGAGCAACAACCUCUCAAUAUCGAUUCUCGGAUCUUCUUUGGAAUGCAACAUCCCAUACAAUACAACGUGAAAGUAAAGGACCUAGGUUCCGUUCACCCCGACCAUCUUACCAGAUUUCUAGGCUACUGGGCGAUGGAGCAUCAUAUCGGUACUAUGCAAGAUAUGCAGAAAUUUGGUCAAGAAGAGACAUCGGCAAUUAUAGUAGAUUUGUAA